CUUAGAGCCACAUCAUGUAUCCAUCUAUCAAUUAAAACGUCUUUAAGGGCAGUUAAUGUAGAUUCAAAACAUUGCUAAAAAUGCUGAAAUUUACCGCAGCAUAAACAUUUUGAAUGCACCCCAAAUUAGCAUAAAAUGACGUGACUGAUACAAAUGUGUUAGCGGAAAUACUGCUUGAUACAGUACGGUUUGAACUAUUAUAAUGUUUACCAAAAAAUUGGUGAAACUGACAACGUUGACAUUUGCAGAUUAUAGUUGUCUUGUUAGAAUGUAGCUUGACACUAAUCAUAAAGAGCAUUGCUGUGUGGCAGAAAUGGACGAGAUAAGUCCACUGUUGGACAACCAGGUGCGAGAAGGAGCCGAUCUCCCGUCCCCAAAUCUGAGGCCACGGCGGAGGGAACUAAUACCAACACCAUGUGGACCAAUAAAGCCUUGGUCAGAGCUAUCAUGCUUGGUGAAGCUCUACUUCUGCUUCACUAUUGUAUCACUUCUGGCACUGUUUACGCUCACUCUUAGCAGUAUCUACCAACAAAGCAUGUCAACCUACAGCUAUGAGGACGACUUCACUGUAUCCAUCAUCCAGCUGGUUGGAAUCUUGUUCUGCAUAUACUACAUCACCCGGGGUAUACUACAGGAGAACAGACAGGAGCUGAUAGUCUUUGUUCUCAGUGUGGUGGUUGUCAUGGUGCGCUCUGUGGUCAACUUUACUGUACUUCCUGUGAAGGACAGACAUGAGUUGCUGGUUCGGUUUGUAUGCAUCCAGGGUGUGGGUGUGUUCCAUGUUUUCUGCACAGUCCUGCUCAUCAAUAGACCCAACAUGAUGGCUUUCAGAGUGGGUGGGGCAUUGGAGAGUCUCCAAGAGCAGUACUUUCUGCUCAACUUAUGCUUCUCCAUGGUAACCUUUGAUCUACAGGCACAGCUAUGCCUCUGUAUCCUGAUCAUGACGUCAGGAACAUCCAUGUCCCUCACCAACAACAUAAUCCUUGGCUUUGGGGUUGCAUGGGCUUGCCUAACAGCUAUGGUUGGUGGUAUUGCAGUUUUAAAAGAAGCCAAGUCAUUGGUUUGUGUCUUCUUACUAUUGAAUUUACCUGAGUUGGCCUACUUCAUCUAUCUUAUGUACAAGAUCAGUCUGAAUUGGGGCCAGGAUAAGACGUACACUCUAGAGGCAGCUGCUAUCACAGGAGCCCUGAUCUCAGUCCUGAUCAAAGGAGUACUGUCAUGGGGCGUCGUCCGAUUGGUGCGCAGCUUUGGGCAGGGCCUGAGGGAGAGAAUGUUCGUGUCGGACGGGAGGUAAGUAGUGAAGUGCAUUAGUACUUGUGGAAGGAUGCAACAAACUGAAGAUGAACUACUGUUUUUACAAGACUUUUUUUGGACUGAACUGAACUUCAUAAUGUUAAGAAUGGAAUCAAGUAAUGUUUUCAUAGUUAACACUAUUCAUUGUGAUUCAGAUAUCCCUCUGCUACUGGAUGUGAGAUGCUUUCAGCCCAGUUAGGUUUUGCAUCUUGAGAAGACUGUAGGCCCAACUUUUCCAUUCAAAUGACAAGUUCAUCAAGUUCGAGUUCAUAAUUAUAUUGUAACUAAAUUGUAGGAUUUCAGUUGAAUUUACUGUAACAAUGAUUUAUGUUUCUGAUGAUACUUUUAACCUAUUAGUUAAAAACCAAAGAUAAUAUAUUUUGGUUGGUAUAAUUAUACUAUCCAUUUGAAAUUGAUGGCAUCAGAAAUAUUGGAAUUAUAUUGCUAACUUUUAUUUGCACAUUGGAGAUUUGUUUACUUACUGAUAUAUGGGGAUUUUUAUUGGUUUAUAUCCAUUUUAUACAUAAUAUCUAUUUAUUACCUAUUUUCUACUAGCUUACAGAUUUUAGACUUCACAUUGCAGAAGAUGUCUUGACAUGAUUUUAGCCCGUAUCAAAUUACCAGUUGUUCAUUUAAAAUAUAUUGAUAAUAGGGAAUAUUGCUUUGAUUGACAACCUAUUCUUUUUUAUUUCAAUUAAAGAAAUGACUAACACAAGUGUCACUAACUAUAUUUCUGUAAAGUCUAAGCACCAUUACAUUUAAGGAACUUGGCAAACUACAGUUAAUACAUUUUUUGACUACCCUCACAAACACAGCCUAAAAUUGAUUGCAAUUCUACGAAGGAAUUGACAACAGACUAACAACAAAGUUAGUUA
Osmerus eperlanus (European smelt) is the source of this 2168-nucleotide messenger RNA. RefSeq lists its product as uncharacterized. Lineage: Eukaryota; Metazoa; Chordata; Actinopteri; Osmeriformes; Osmeridae. The record is from RefSeq and is a predicted model, not a curated record. Bases 314 to 1294 code for a protein of 326 amino acids. The transcript is spliced from 9 exons.